GCACUUCAACUUUUUGCAUCAGCGCCGUUGAACCCUUGCCUCGCUCUCUCCCCUGGGCUUCCCUUCCGGGCCUGCUUCCACCAACUCCUCGCAGCCGCAUCCUCUGCCAUCGUAUCGCGCCAACAUGACGGUUGACGCCACCACGAUCGCCACGACUGGUGGCAUUUCCGACCCGGGCCUGAUCAAGCUCGUCAACAAACUCCAAGACGUCUUCUCCACCGUUGGCGUCAACAACCCGAUUGAUCUGCCGCAAAUAGUCGUCGUCGGCAGCCAGUCUAGUGGCAAGAGCUCAGUACUAGAAAACAUCGUCGGCCGUGACUUCCUACCCCGCGGUUCCGGCAUUGUCACUCGCCGGCCCCUCGUUCUCCAACUCAUCAACCGCCCGAGCCAGGCCCAGUCGAAUGGGCUCGACAAGGAGAUUACAGACUCGACCGAUAAGCUCGCGAAUACCGAGGAAUGGGGCGAGUUCCUGCACGUCCCUGGCCAGAAGUUCUACGACUUCAACAAGAUUCGCGAUGAGAUCAGCAGGGAAACCGAGGCCAAGGUUGGCAGGAAUGCCGGCAUCUCGCCCGCGCCCAUCAACCUGCGCAUCUACUCCCCCAAUGUCCUUAACCUCACGCUAGUCGAUCUUCCCGGCCUCACGCGAGUGCCCGUCGGCGAUCAGCCGCGGGAUAUCGAGAGGCAGAUCCGCGACAUGAUCCUCAAGUAUAUUCAAAAACCGAACGCCAUCAUCCUCGCCGUCACGGCAGCCAACAUUGACCUGGCGAACUCGGACGGCCUGAAGCUGGCCAGGGAGGUAGAUCCCGAAGGCCAGCGGACCAUCGGCGUGCUCACCAAGGUCGACCUGAUGGACGAGGGCACCGACGUGGUGGAGAUCCUGGCCGGGCGCGUCAUCCCCCUGCGGCUGGGUUACGUUCCGGUGGUGAAUCGCGGGCAGAGGGACAUCGAUAACAAGAAGCCCAUCAACGCUGCGCUCGAGGCCGAGAAGAACUUCUUCGAGAACCACAAGGCGUACCGGAACAAGAGCUCCUACUGCGGAACUCCCUACCUCGCGCGCAAGCUCAACUUCCUCCUCAUGAUGCACAUCAAGCAGACCCUGCCGGACAUCAAGGCUCGCAUCUCCAGCUCGCUACAAAAGUACACGCAGGAGCUCGAAGCUCUGGGACCGUCUAUGCUCGGAAAUAGCGCCAACAUUGUGCUCAACAUCAUCACCGAGUUCACCAACGAGUGGCGCACCGUGCUGGAUGGCAACAACACGGAGCUGUCGAGCACGGAGCUCUCCGGCGGUGCCCGUAUCAGCUUCGUCUUCCACGAGCUGUACUCGAACGGCGUCAAGGCCCUGGAUCCCUUCGACCAGGUCAAGGACGUCGAUAUCCGCACCAUCCUCUACAACUCGUCCGGCUCCUCGCCCGCCCUGUUCGUCGGCACGACCGCCUUUGAGCUGAUUGUCAAGCAGCAGAUCAAGCGGAUGGAGGAGCCGAGCCUGAAGUGCGCGUCGCUGGUGUAUGACGAGCUGGUGCGCAUCCUCACCCAGCUUCUCAGCAAGCAGAUGUACCGGCGGUACCCGCAGCUCAAGGAGAAGAUCCACGCCGUGGUCAUCAACUUCUUCAAGAAGGCCAUGGAGCCGACGAACAAGCUGGUGCGCGAUCUCGUGGCGAUGGAGGCGUGUUACAUCAACACGGCGCAUCCUGAUUUCCUAAACGGCCAUCGCGCCAUGGCGAUCGUCAACGAGAGGCACAACCAACAACGACCAGUGCAGGUUGACCCCAAGACGGGCAAGCCCCUGGCCUCGACGCCUGCGCGGGCCGGCAGCCCGACGCUGGGUGGCGACGGCGAGUCGUCUAACACGGGCUUCUUUGGUAGCUUCUUUGCUGCAAAGAACAAGAAGAAGGCCGCCGCCAUGGAGCCGCCCCCGCCGACGCUCAAGGCCUCGGGUACGCUCUCGGAAAGGGAGGGCAUUGAGGUCGAAGUUAUCAAACUGCUCAUCUCGUCCUACUACAACAUUGUCAAGCGCACCAUGAUCGAUAUGGUUCCUAAGGCGAUCAUGCUGAAUCUGGUCACCUACACAAAAGAGGAAAUGCAAAAGGAACUGCUCGAGAACAUGUACCGCCAGAGCGAGCUGGACGACUUGCUCAAGGAGAGCGAAUACACCGUCCGUCGCAGGAAAGAAUGCCAGCAGAUGGUGGAGUCGCUGACUCGCGCGAGCGAGAUUGUCAGCCAGGUGCAGUGAUGUGACGGCCCGGAACCGAUUUGCCCUCUUAUCGCUUU
Molecule: messenger RNA, 2268 nt
Organism: Thermothelomyces thermophilus ATCC 42464
Lineage: Eukaryota; Fungi; Ascomycota; Sordariomycetes; Sordariales; Chaetomiaceae
Exons: 5
Coding region: 125-2230 (701 amino acids)
Biological process (GO): peroxisome organization
Cellular component (GO): microtubule; cytoplasm; peroxisome
Molecular function (GO): GTP binding; GTPase activity; microtubule binding
Source: RefSeq, a predicted model, not a curated record